CUGAGCAAAUCUUAGAAAUUUCAUCUUUAAAUGAAGUUGCUACACAAAAAGAGGAAGUGCGCCAGGUGUUGAGAGUACUGAUGGGCAAAAUAUUUCAAGGUCAUUGUAUAGAGGCUGAUGAAUCAGUGACAGACUUUUUAGAUGACAUCUUCCACCACUAUGGGGACUCUUGUACCCCUUACAUGAACCUCAAAGGGCUUAAAAGAAUGAUUCAUGACCUUCAAAACGCUGGCCACAGCCAUGAUCAUGAUCGCAGUCACGAUCAUGAUCACACCCAUCAUUCUCAUGAUCAUAGCAAAGAUCCUCAUGAACAUGAGCACCAUAAUGAAUGUCAUCAUUCCAAUGAACUGUUUUCACUUUACCAUAAUCAUGAUCAUCAUAGCCAUUCGGAUAACCAGAACAGUGCAAGUGGUGGAAGAUUUGCCAGCCACAAACAUCAUGAUCAUGAUGAUCACACAGACCACGAUCAUGAUCAUGACCACUCCGGCCAUGAUCACGAUCAUUCUAUCAAACAUGACCGUCUUAUACACAGCCAUGGUGAUGAUGAUAGCCACAGUAGUCAGCAUGUCUAUAAUGAGCAUGAACAUGAUGACCAUUUAAUCAACUCUGAACAUGACCAUGAAAGCUCUACUCCAAGCAAUAUGGUUAUUCAGAAUCUUACUGAUACUAUACAUCAAGAGGAGCAUAACCACAAAGAACAUUCUGACCAUCAAGAGGAGCAUAAUCACAAAAAACAUUCUGACCAUCAAGAGGAGCAUAAUCACAAAGAACAUUCCGACCAUGUGCUUCGAAAUAAAGCUGAGAGUAUGAACUCCAGUGCAGAAGCUGAAGGCAAUAAAGAUACUUCACCAGUGCCUGAGGAAAUAGACUUACAACCUGUCUCUAACAUUAGCAUUUACAAUGCUUCACAUGCAGAUGGACAUCACAUGCUGCAUUAUGAAUCUACCAUUGGUAUUGGGAGCUCUGAGCCAAUAACCACAAAGGAAAAUAUUGAUUGGAUGUCUACAGCGGCUUCAUCAGCUGUUAGUUCUAGAUUUCAGAGAUCAGCAUCAGAGGAUAGGGAUCCUACUGUUUCUAAAGAUCUAACAGCUGAAAGUGGGGAUUUUAAUGUCCCAUCUUCAUCCUUGAAAAGUGAUUUCUUCCAUCAGGUUGAAAGGCAGAAAGAAAAAGAUGAAACAUAUCAGCAGUCGGAUGAUGUGAAGAAGGUCUAUUUGCUUCGUAAUGGGGAAAAUGAAAGGCAAACAGAUUCUACUUUACAGUUAAAUGACAAAUUUGCUAGUUUAGCAACAAAGUGUCUGAGUGUUGAAGAUUUAAUUUUAAAAUUUGGCCAUCAACAAAACAGUUCACUUAGUAAAGGAGAUUUCCUCGAUUUGUGCCCUGCUCUUAUUCAGCAGAUAGUUAGUGGUGUCUGCACUGAACCUGCUCCUCCCCCUGCUCCUGCUCCAUCUCGUGCAGAAGUUUAUGGUUAUGGAUCGCUGUCAGUUCUGGUGAUCAGCUUGACUUCUCUAGCCGGAGUUCUUUUACUGCCCGUCAUGACAAAGCGUGCAUACAAUUACAUCAUUGCUGGGUUUUAUGGUCUUGCCUUUAGUACACUUGCUGGAGAUGCCUUAUUGCACCUCAUGCCACAGUUUUUAGGUCUCCAUAUGCAUGGGUCAGGUGGUUCCCAUGAACAUUCUCAUGAUGGUUCAUUCCUUGAGCCGUAUACUCAGCUGCAACUUGGAGUUUUCUUCACCAUCUAUGGACUCUUUCUUUUUGAGGCUAUACUUUGUGCUUUUUCUUCCAAUGGACAUAAUUCUAGUCAAGACAAUAAAAGUCAUGGUCACAGUCAUGUUCAUAUUGCAGAUCAAUUGCCAACUUUGAUUUCUGUCAAAAGUAAAUCAGAAACACAGCUGCCUGUUUCGAGAGACCAGUCGAGUUCGUCCUUAGAUACAGAAAUCGUUGAUAUGGAUUCCAUUAAAAAGCCACCAAAUUUGAUGGUUGCCAAGCCUUUAUUCUGUGGACUGACUUCUAUGGCUUUAGUUGUCACUCUGGGGGACUCUAUUCACAAUUUUGGGGAUGGGCUGGCUAUAGGGGCUGCUUUUUCCACUGGUGUUCGUGGAGGUCUCUCUACUGCCAUUGCUGUUUUCUGUCAUGAGCUUCCCCAUGAAUUUGGAGAUUUUGUUGUUCUUCUUUCAACUGGACUCUCAUUUUCCAAAGCUUUGGUUAUAAAUUUUCUAAGUGGACUGACCUGUUUUGCUGGGCUUUAUAUUGGAAUAUACAUAGGUGAUAAUGAAAUCGCAAGGAAGUGGAUCAUGGCCGUUACUGCUGGCAUAUUUCUCUAUGUUGCUCUUGGAGAAAUGAUACCAGAAUUACGUGAGCAAGGCCAAGGUUCACCUUUUAAAAUACUUUUAGUGAAAAAUUUAGGAAUUUUAAGUGGAAUCUUAAUAAUGCUGCUCAUUUCUAUGUAUGAGGAAGAAAUGAUGUGAUUUUUGUUUUUAUUAAUGCCAAUUGUAGCUUUGUAACCAUGCUUAACUGCCACAAAAUAAGUCUUCCAGAUGACUCUGACAUUACAGAACUGCCCUUAAAAUUAUUUUCACUUGAAAUUUUGAAUCCUAAGAGUUAUAACCAUAUUAAUUAUUUGGUGAAUAUAAUUUUUAACUGAUCAGUUAUUAUAAUAUUGUACUUAAAUAUUAUAUUUACUUUUUUUUUCGAAAAAUAAUACAGUUUUUAAUUUUUAUGAAUAUUUCCAUUUAAGUUGCGGGGAAAUUUGCUAAAAUUUGCCACCGACUUUUACGAUUUUUAAACAAUUUUAUUACCACCUACACUCAUUAGUUUUAAUUGCAGCUGUCAGAUUUUUGACUUCAUUUUAAGUAAUAAAUUCAAUGCUAACCCCCCCUUUUUUAUCUUAUUUUUUUCUCCCCCCCCCCCCCCCCCCCAAUGUUUUUGCUGUACUCCUGCAUUUAAUAAAAACGUAGAUUCAGAGAGCAAUUACAACUUUACCAGAAUUGUUUUGUAGAUGUUCUAAGUUCCGAUGUGGUUAAAAAUUUCAUAAUUUUUCUAAAUCAAGUUGAUGUAUUUUUUAAAAAAGGAAGUUACAAAACUUCCUAAUGCAAGCAAAACAAUUAAAGUUGUACUUUUUUAAAGGAGAGAUUCUGUUCUCCAGAGUGAUAAAACCCAAGCUUAGUCAUUAACAAUGUGCCUAUUUAAAGUAUAUGGACGCAAAUAACAAAUGCAGCUUUUCUAGAAGAAUAUUUCUGUAGGAUGAAGUAGAUUUGUGUCAUUCUGAAGAAGCAAAAGAUAUUCAAAUCAAAUCGAUUUAAUAAUGUAUAUUAAAUUUGUUUUAUAGUUUGUGAGCUUUAUUUGCAAUUUUUGUAGCAUUUGCUUCUAAUAUUUAAGUUUUUUCUUACUAUGAGAACUCUGCAAAAAUAGCUAAUCAACUGUUAUCAACUGUAUAAUAGCUGCCGAAUAAGAUAUAUCAUCAACUUAAGUUUUAACAUGAAAAUUGAUUUGUUUUUAAUUGCAGUUUUUCUAAAAAAGAGAUAAAUCAGCCUACGCCUCUGCAUAUUGACUAGGUUGUUAUCUAAAACAUAGAUUCUGUGCUUUCUAAACGUUACAGGUGUAUACUUGUUGGUAAAUACUUCCAACAAGUUUGUGUAUUUAUUUUUCUGAUCUCCACAAAUUAUCAUUCUAACAAAAGAUAUUGUGAAUGACAGUGGAUGACUCAUGAAGCAGAUCAUUAGGAGUUUACUCAGGGGUGAAAGUUUUCAGUCUUCUGAUGGAUUGCUGUUUAAAAAUAAAAAUCGAAACUUAAUGAGACUGAACAAAAGGAGUUGAAAGGUAAUAAAUAUUCAUUGAGUGAGAUAAAUAAGGGAAGUUUAGAAUUUUGUUUUUAUUUAACUUGUAUAUUAUGAUCAUAUUUAAGAGAAAUUGCUACUCGUUACUGAAUGAUGAAAAAUAAAUUAUUCUUAAACAAAGUGAAAUUUUAUUUUUUUUAAAAAUCAUAAUUCUUCAAUGUUUGUUAAUAUUUUCUGAUUUUGAAUACUUUUGGGUGAAAUUAGUUUUUAUUUUUUAAGUAAUAAGUGCAAUCCUUUUUACUUAUUAAAAAGUAAAUUUAGGAUUUGAAAAAUUUCCGUCUUGAGAAUUUUUGAAACUUUUGCCCCUGAGUUUACUGUAUAUUAAUAUUUAUUUUUCAGUAACAUCCAGUGCUGUAGUUGAAAAAAAAAUAUUUGGGAGGGGAUGCUUUUUAGACCGAAAAAUAUGCAGUUUACAUUACCUAAGCUGUUUUUAAUUCAAAAGCUAGACAAUUUUUUAUAAGUUGGUUUGAAGUAGAAGUUCUGUACUGUAAUUUUACAAUAGUUAAUCCAGGGGUUCCCACCCACUUAGGAGCAAGGGCGCAUCCCUCCCCCCAUAAAUACUGCAAAGACAGCCCCUCCCUCUCAAAAAAAAAAGAAAAAGGCCACCCAAAAAAGAAACUUACUCCUCAAAACAACCCUUCCUAAAAAUUUCAAUGACCCCUCCCCCUUCUAGACAGGUUCCCCUUGUGAACCAGAUAUCUAGAAAGAUGGUGUUCCUCCCCAACUACAAUGUCGUUUUUUAACAAUUUUCUUUUGAACCAAACUUUUAGUGUUUUGAUUGUGCUGCUGAAGUAAAGGUGAUAACUAUGGGAGCAAGUUCCGAUUUUAAUGCUAUCCAUUGUAGAAUGUAGAUAAUUGAAAGUGAGUUCCUAUUGUAAAGAGAGAAUUUGUAAGUAAAGGUUUGAGUUUGUCUAAUCAUUGAUCAAAGAUCGUUGUUUUGUCAUCUUGACUUCUAGUCUUAAAAUCAUGAAUUGCAUAUUUGUUCAUUUGUACAUUUAAUGUAUUGUAUCAUUUUCAUUUGUAAAGUGUAUAGUGCAUUUACUGGGCUAUA
Messenger RNA from Uloborus diversus, 4884 nucleotides. Its product is annotated as zinc transporter ZIP10-like. The record is from RefSeq and is a predicted model, not a curated record. Lineage: Eukaryota; Metazoa; Arthropoda; Arachnida; Araneae; Uloboridae. The coding region runs from base 81 to 2465 and encodes 794 amino acids. Gene Ontology annotation, cellular component: membrane. The transcript has 11 exons. Gene Ontology annotation, biological process: zinc ion import across plasma membrane; intracellular zinc ion homeostasis. Gene Ontology annotation, molecular function: zinc ion transmembrane transporter activity.